UUAAAACAAACAACAAGCCGUCUCCUCUUCUGGCUCUACUCUCCAUUAAUGGUAUCCUUCCUCGGCCGCAUCCUGACCAUCCAUUUCUAUACUCUCACAUAAUCCAAUGGCACAUAUGUCCCCAAUUAAUGUUGGCUCCUUUUCAAAUCUUCCAAAUUGUCGCAUCUAUAAGAAGAAAGAAAGAAUCUAUGGAGUUGCUGAAAACUAAGAAACCAAUUCCCAUAAAAUCAAAUCCUAUACAAUUACUUGUGCAAGAAGUCAACCAACCAGGUUCUGUAUUGAAUUUCUUUCUUGAGUUGUUUCAUUUAUAAGAAUCUUGGACAUGAAAUGGUGGAAAAACACUCGAUUGAAGUAGAAAACAAGAGAAAAUCCCGAAGCUGGGGUCGCGUGUUGCUGGUAUUACUGAUCGGAGCUGCGGUGAUUGCAGCAUCUGUGCUCACUAUUUUAAAAACCUUGGAUCACUUCAAGAAAAGGUCAGGUGGCCACAAAGCCAAUAUGGUCAAGAAAUAUGCAGAUGCUCUGGAAGUUGCCUUGCAAUUCUUCGAUGUUCAGAAGUCCGGAAAGUUGGAGAAUAAUAGGAUUGGAUGGAGAGGGGAUUCAGCAUUGGAAGAUGGAAAAGAACAAGGAUUGGAUUUAUCUAAAGGCAUGUAUGAUGCUGGUGAUCUCAUUAAAUUUGGAUUUCCUAUGGCUUUUACUGCAACAAUCUUGUCUUGGGCCAUUCUUGAAUAUGGAGAUCAAAUGGAAGAAAUUAAGCAGUUGGAUCAUGCUCAACAGUCACUGAAAUGGAUCACUGAUUAUCUCAUCAAUGCUCAUCCUUCUCCAUUUCUUCUCUACGUUCAGGUGGGUGACCCUGAAUUGGAUCAUAAUUGUUGGCAAAGGCCGGAAAGAAUGACAGAAAAAAGACCGGUAAUAGAAGUGAAUGCCUCGUUUCCGGGAUCUGAUGUAGCAGCAGAAACUGCAGCUGCAAUGGCAUCAGCAUCACUUGUGUUCAAGAAACUCAAUUCUUCUUAUUCGGAUUUUCUGCUUAUGCAUGCUCAGCAACUCUUUACUUUUGCUGAUACUUACAGAGGUUCUUAUAGUGUCAGCAGUUCCCAAGCACAGAAAUUCUACAACUCCACAGGAUAUGGAGAUGAACUCUUGUGGGCAGCUGCCUGGCUUUACCAUGCAACUGCUGAUGAGUCUUACCUUAAUUAUGCUACUAAAAUGAAUGGUCAAGAGUUUGGUAAUUGGGGUAAUCCAACUUGGUUUAGUUGGGAUGACAAGCAUGCAGGAGUUCAGGUUCUAUUAUCAAGAAUAAUUAUGAUUGGCGCAAAAGAGAUGUCAACAGAAGAAAAUCUAGAGCUCCAGAUGUACAGGGAAACAGCUGAGGCCUUCAUGUGUCAGCUUCUUCCAGAUUCACCAACAGCAACAUCUAGCAGGACACCAAAUGGCCUGAUAUGGAUUUUGAAAUGGAACCCUCUGCAGUAUAGUGUGGCAUCUGCAUUCCUAGCUAUUUUGUUCAGUGAUUACAUGGUUGCUUCCCAUACAACGACUCUUUACUGUUAUGGGAAAUUCUACAGUCCAGACGACCUUCGAAACUUUGCCAUUUCACAGGCAGAUUACGUAUUGGGGCAGAAUCCAAUGGAGAUGAGUUUUCUUGUUGGUUACGGAGUGAAGUACCCUGAAUAUGUACACCACAGAGGUUCAUCAAUUCCAGUUGAUAGCAACAAUGGUUGUAGAGAUGGAUUUACGUGGCUUUACUCGAAAAGUCCUAAUCCGAAUGUAGCAAUUGGAGCUCUAGUUGGCGGACCUAUGUUCAACGAAACCUAUGCUGAUUCUCGAACAGAUACAGAUCAAGCUGAACCAACUACUUAUAACAGUGCACUCAUUGUCGGCCUGCUCUCUGCUUUAGUCUCCAAUUCUUUAGUGGCCGAGUCCUUCACAUAAUACUACUCUCUGCUUUGGUUCUGUUUGAUUUUUACCAAAUUUGAAUCGAAA
Messenger RNA from Mercurialis annua (annual mercury), 1977 nucleotides. Its product is annotated as endoglucanase 24-like. Lineage: Eukaryota; Viridiplantae; Streptophyta; Magnoliopsida; Malpighiales; Euphorbiaceae. Bases 328 to 1926 code for a protein of 532 amino acids. Gene Ontology annotation, molecular function: hydrolase activity, hydrolyzing O-glycosyl compounds. The transcript is spliced from 5 exons. Gene Ontology annotation, biological process: carbohydrate metabolic process. The record is from RefSeq and is a predicted model, not a curated record.